AUGGCUACUGACAGGUAUCAUCAGGAGCAGAAUCCUACUGAUAUAACAUCUUCAACAAAUUAUCAAUUAUAUGAUAUUGGAUUAGCUGUUGGAAAGAUUUUAGAUGACGAUAAAAAGCUGAAAUAUUUAAAUGAAACAUGGAAGCCUCCGGUGCUUAAAACAUUCGUUAAGGAGCCGUUGAUUAAGUUUAAGAAAGCUACAGAAGAACUAAAUUAUCACCAAACUACCCAAUACCAUCAAUUUUCUGUGGAAAAAGCCCUGCAUUUUAAACAAUCCAUGGAGCCUAUUCCUGGAAGUUCAGUAAGUCAUGUUGGCCUCCUGAUAGACGCUAGAAAAGCCUCUAUAUUAGAGCAAAAUUUAAAACGCUUGAAGCCUAUAGUAAAAACCGUACUGUUUUGUGCCCAUAACAAUCUGCCUUUGAGAGGUCAUAGGGAUGAUGGCAAUUUGAACAGCAGGGAAGAGCAAGAAAAUGCAUUAAGAGGAAACCAGGGUGUUUUCAAAAGACUGUUGGCUUUUAGAAUUGAUGCUGGUGAUGAAUAUUUGAAAACGCACCUUACCACUUGCAGAAAAAACAGUACACAUAUCAGCAAAACAAUCCAAAACGACAUAAUCGAAUGCAUUGGCGAUUAUAUCCGUUCGGAGAUUACGAGUAGUAUACAAAAAGCCAAAUACUUCUCAAUAAUAUGUGAUGAAACCACAGAUGAAAGUAAGAAGGAGCAGCUUACGUUUUGUGUGCGAUAUGUCGACAUAGACAGUUUCACAACCAGGGAAGAUUUCCUUGGAUUCGUGGAACUCAAAGCGACAACUGGUUUAUCGAUUAAAUCCUCAAUAGACGAAGAACUGACAAAACUGAAUUUGUCUUACAAAUACCUCUGUGGACAAGGCUACGAUGGAGCAAGCAACAUGUCUGGGCCAUUUAAGGGCGUUCAAGCUCUAAUUUCCGAGCAGCAACCCCUCGCCAUUUAUACUCAUUGUUUCAGCCGUUCCCUGAAUUUGUGCAUCACAAAAAGCUGCCAAAUUCCUGUUAUAAGAAACGUAGUGGGAACAGUUGAGACUGUCUCUGUGUUUCUCUCGGCUUCUGCGCACAGAACAAAUGCAUUAAUCGAUGUUGUAGAAAAGCAAGACUUUUCGGAAACUAAAAAAAAGAGAUUGAAAGCACUUUGCCCUACACGGUGGGUAGAAAGGCAUGACAGCCUAAUAACAUUUAAGGAACUACUUGUUCCUGUUGUGACUGUGCUGGAAAGUUUACAUACAACUGCCUCUUCCGAAACGUCAACAAAAGCAUAUAUGUUAAAUGCUUCAAUAAAAAGGAGUGAAUUUAUUGUUGGCGUCGAAAUAUCAGUGUACUGUCUCAGUUUGACACUGAGGCUAAGUCAGCAGUUGCAAAGCCCGAAGCAGGAUUUGUCUUCUGCAUUAGCUAAUGUGUCUCAAGUUUUGGACACUUUUCGGAGUGUAAGACAAAACGCAGAACUCGAAUUUCAAACUAUUUACAAAAACUGCCUUCAAAUUGCUGAAGAAUUGGAUCUGGAGUUAGAAAUACCCAGAUCAGGAAAGCGUAAAAGUGCUCGAGACUGUACACCUCCAGAAAAUCCAGAAGUUUAUUUCAGACGAACAGUCUUUCUUCCUCUGAUAGAUCACUUCAUUUCCGAGAUUGAUUGCAGAUUUAGCAGAGAUUUUCUUGGAGUGCUUCCCCUCGAAGGUCUAAUUCCAUCGAACUUGUCGAGGUAUACUGACAAAAAUAUUAUAACUGCUGCAGACAAAUACAAGAAUUUUACAGAUGAACUAGGAAGUUUGAGCUUGCUAUUAGCAGAGAUCAAGAUGUGGAGGAAUAAAUGGCUGCCGAUAUGCGGUCCUCCUACAACAGCUAUCGGGGCACUGAAAGAGCUAGACCAUUCGUUUUUCCCAUCUAUUGCUGUUCUUCUCCAAAUUUUCGCAACAAUCCCAGUAACGACUUCAACAGCUGAACGUAGUUUUUCUACCUUAAAAAGGAUAAAAACCUAUUUAAGAAGCACGAUGGGAGAAGUAAGGUUAAAUGGACUUGCUCUAGCAAAUGUGGCAAGAGAUAGAGAUGUAUCUGUCGACAAAAUAAUUGAACUCUUCUGCAAAAGUAAGAAGAGGAGAAUGUGCUUGGAAAACUGGGAACAUGUCAAAUAA
Molecule: messenger RNA, 2154 nt
Organism: Uloborus diversus
Lineage: Eukaryota; Metazoa; Arthropoda; Arachnida; Araneae; Uloboridae
Product: 52 kDa repressor of the inhibitor of the protein kinase-like
Exons: 3
Coding region: 1-2154 (717 amino acids)
Molecular function (GO): protein dimerization activity
Source: RefSeq, a predicted model, not a curated record